AUGGCGGCUUCGGCAAGCGAGGGUAACGGCGGAAAGGCCUUCUAUGGUUAUCUAUUCGUGAAGUCGAAGCCAAUUCCACGCCCAACGCCCGUGCUUGAUGCUCUCCUUCGAGCGAUAGCCUCGUACAUUGCAACAGAAUUUGAUGACAAAACUGAGGCGUACUUGACUCCAAUCAAACUUGCUGCGUUUUACAGAGCCGCUCGAUACGACGGCUGGGAUAGAUUCUUCCUCGAACUGCCACACGGCGCCAUUGCUGGAAUUUACCAGGCACUGGGCUGCCAACAUGCACUACUGCCGAACGAUAAUGUGUUUGCUCCGCCGUCUAUCCCGGCGCUGACUGCGAAGGGUUUUGUUCAGUGGCAGACAAUUCAGAUCCUGCUGGAGCCUCAGACGCAGGUGCCGGUCCUCCAGUAUGCCGUAGCGAACUGGGGCUUGAAGCAUCCGGAUACGGGGUUACUGUUCCCUGCCGACCUUCCGAAGGAGGCCUUUCCUUCAGAAACGGACCCGGAUACCGAGCGCUGGCAUCAGGAGUGUCAAGAAAGAUCUCUCAAGGCCAGCGAAGAGGCACGAACUGAGACCCCUAGGUGGGAAGCUAGGCCUGACUUUGCGGACUUCAAAAGCCACUGGUCUCAUAUCCGUGUGACUCCGACAUCACCGCGCGAUUUCUUCAGAUCUAAUCCUGCCAAUUUUGCCUAUGUUCACAUCUCGCCUCCUCGCCAUACUUCCAUGCGAUCCCCGGAACGCGAGCGAGCGCGGGAAAAAGAGAGGUUUAUCCGCCGGCAGGCAUCCGAUGACCCUACCCUGCACCGGCGCAGCUUCUCGGAUUAUCCGACUUCCCCUGACGGGGCACGGCGUGCUAGACCCGCACAUCUUGCCCCCCAGCCGAGCUCCCAACGUCGACGGCACAGCCAUCCUCGGCACUACAGCAGCAAUUCCGACUCCGAUUCCGACUCUUCAUCGAUCAGCCCGAAGACGCCCAAAAGCUCCUCGCGGCGCUCGCCCCCAGCUAUCCCUAUUCGCCGCUAUGUCAGCGGUACGUCCGAAGAGUCACCUCGAAUUAUCCGAACUGCUGUGCCGCCGAGUCCCCCUACUGGCUCUCAUGUUUACUCCGCGCGGUCGGAACCGGCCCGGUCAUCCCGAGACGACGAUAGCAAGCGACGCAGUACGUUUAUCCCUUCUAUUACGAGCAGCCACAUCAACCAGCUCAGGGAAGCAUUCGUGAGCAUCAUCAGCCCGGCCCUCGGUGAUAUAGUUGACCGGCCCCGAAGCUCAAGCAACGGUUCGCGAGGAAAGCGCGACCAUAUCAGCAGCAGCGCUCCUGGCUCAGCAAAGAUGUCGAAGGAAGAUAUCUUGCCCAACUCGAAGUUGAGCAAGUCAUGGUCUGAUAUCGAUAGCGAUUACUCGGACUCUGAUUCCGACAAAGCCGUUCACGGCGGCGACAGUAGCAAGCGCGCUCGGUCUCGUGAAAGAGGCCGGUCAAGGGAAGUAGAUCGUAGUCGGUCAGACCGUCGAGAUCGGGAGAAGGAUCGAUCUGAGAGGGGCAAAGAGCGGGAAAGAGAAAGAGAACGAUCUACCCGUGAACGGGAGAGGGGCCUCGAGCAUGAAAGAAGCAGGGGCCGCACCAGGGUGAACCAUCGAGACCGAGAUCGCGACCACAAUCCCUCCCGUACCCGCUCUCCAACGAUUAGUGACUACUCUUCGGACAGCGAGCAUGAACAUGACCGGGGGCGGAGGCGUGAUCGUGACCGUGACCGGCAUAGACACAGCAAAGAUCGUGACCGUGACCGCGAUAGGGACGCCCUACCUACCCCCAGCCCCGUAACCCCCAGCCCGGCCGCCACAGCUGCCAGCUCAGCCUUACACGGGGACCGUGACCAUGAAUCACGCCGACGGGCAGCGGCUCGCCCGUCGUCAGAUGAUGACACACAGCAUCUCUCCCCGCGCGGUUGGCCUUCGGAAAGUACCAGCACUGGGAGGAGCUCAAAUCGGAGGGCGGGAAGCCAUGCAGAUGCGGAGAGGAGGAGGGAAUGGGAUCGGGACAGAGAUCGUGAGAGGGAGCGGGUAAGGGAACGGGAAAGGGAUCGUGAGCGGGACUGGGACCGUGACCGCGACCGAGAGAGACUUAUCCGCGAAGAUCGCGACGCAGGCGGUGGCAUGAGCAGUGGUAGUGGGUCAAGCGACCGCCGCCGACGAGGAGGAGCAGGCGAUGACCGUACCCUUCGGGAUCGCGACGCUCCCGGCCCAAGUCCCAAACCAAGCCAUAGCCCCGGCGGAAUGAGAGAGCGCAUGCCUAGUCCAGUUGUCGGAGUGAUGGCUGGUGUUGGGGGCAGGAAGUACCCUGAUAUACAGUGGAGCGGGAGGGAUUAG
This is a messenger RNA of Thermochaetoides thermophila DSM 1495, 2367 nucleotides long. RefSeq lists its product as uncharacterized. Lineage: Eukaryota; Fungi; Ascomycota; Sordariomycetes; Sordariales; Chaetomiaceae. The record is from RefSeq and is a predicted model, not a curated record. Bases 1 to 2367 code for a protein of 788 amino acids. The transcript is spliced from 4 exons.